GAAAGUUACACAAUGAAUACUGCUAAUGUUCUACUCACCAUUUCUACUGUCCUAGCUGCUGCCCGCGCUUUCGAUGCUAAGGUGGAAACCCAAGUAAUAUUUGACAGAUGGAGAAACCGCACCGAACAGGAACAUCCCGAGUGCUCGAAAACGUGGCCUAUAACGGACGACGAGAGGGAUAAGUACUUUCGCCAGUACACACUGACGGAUACGCCUACUUUCAAGUGUUACCUUCAUUGCAUCUUCAAGUCCUUUAAUCUUAUCGGCGAGGACGGAGGUGUCAACAGGGAUCAGUUCUAUAAAAUGUUUGAGAGGAUGACCUACGAGAUGGUGGACUUUUGUGAUGGUAGGGUUGUCGAGAAGGUCGACAAUUGCGAGAAGACCUUCGAGCUAAUCAAUUGCCUAUUGCAUUACGAGAAGGUGUACGCUUGAAGCUAUUUAGCGG
Molecule: messenger RNA, 445 nt
Organism: Photinus pyralis (common eastern firefly)
Lineage: Eukaryota; Metazoa; Arthropoda; Insecta; Coleoptera; Lampyridae
Exons: 2
Coding region: 13-432 (139 amino acids)
Biological process (GO): sensory perception of smell
Molecular function (GO): odorant binding
Source: RefSeq, a predicted model, not a curated record